AUGGCUAAUAAUAACUUACACUUAAAUUUAAAAGAAGCUAUUUUAAUAGCUUUGCUAUUUAGCAUGAUGUAGCUCUCAUUUGCUGAUGAGGUAGUUUAGAAAUUAGAGAAGUAGUAGGACUUUUCCAAGUCAAUUGUUUUGAAUUAGAAGUUACUCAUUGAUUAUGACAGAGAUAUUUUUAAACACGCCUAUUUCAUAGAUUUUGAUGACACUUCAAAAAGCGAUAAUGAUUUUUGCAUUGUAAAGCAAAGAACUGUGGUGUCUAGCUCUAAGAUCGAAUAAGAUUUCGAUUUUAAUGAUCUUAAAUUAACAGGAAAGGACGAAAUCCUAGCUUUCUAACUUGUUGGAUCUAAUUUUGUAAGUGUUUCAAAAUUGGGAAUGGUCAGCUUGUUUUCAAUCAGCAAGGAUUCUUAGAAAUUAGAAUUCAUUGAAUCGAUUAAUCUAAAUAUUUAGGAAGCCUUAGACUAUUAGCCAAUUAUUCUCGCUAAAGAUCAAAACCAAUCAUUGAUUUUGUUUAAGAACUAAAUUUCAAUCAUUGAUCUAAAAAGCAAAAAAGCAGUCUCAAACAAAGAGGUUAAUCUUUAGAAUAUGACAAAAAAUGCAAUUUAUGUUGAUGAAACUCUUUAUGUUCCUUUAAGAACUGAAGGAUUACUUGUAGCCAAACUUCAAGUUGAUGCAUCAAAUAACAUUGUUAUUUAAUAAUAAAGCAAAAUUACAUAAUUUAACAGCAAUACUCAAUAAAAUAAUUGUGAUGUUACAGACAUUUACUACUCAAAAAAGACUAAUCAGUUCUUUAUUCUUGAUUACAAAUAUGGCAUUUAUGUGACAAACGAUCAAAUUAAUAGCCUUAUUCAUUAUAUCCCAAAAAUUAAUAGUGGUUACUCUUUUUCUAUUUAUGAAAACUCCAACAAUGAAAUCACUAUAGUUGUCCUUUUUUAGAAAGUCAUCUCUCCAAUGGGAAUUUCAGUUUAUCUUAAAGAGAAAGAUACAUCUUCAUCAACCUCUAGAAAAUAUAUCCAUGAAAUAGAUUAACCCAUUAGAUUGCUAGAAGCAGAAAGAAGCAAAGUCUUUGCUUUCGAUCACUUUGCAUUAUUUUAGGGAAAGUCUACUCAUGCAUUAAGCUACCACUCAACUUUUUAAAACAGAUAAAGCAACUACUAUAACAGAAUUCCUGAUUUCUUGACAAAAGAUAAAACAAACACAAUUAUCAUUGUCUCUAAAGACCUCAGUCCCUACAAUCAAACUGACAAUGACUUUUUAGUUUUUUCUUUCUUCAAUAAAGGGUACUAAGUGAGUUAAUUGGCUGUUCAAGCACCUUAACUUACUUGCUAACCUAAGUUAGAGAGUGAUUUAGGUCUCUACAACUACCAGAUUUCUUUAUAUUCGAACCAUUGCCUUAACGAAAACACUAGCAGUAAUUAAAUUUCUUUGUUUAAACCUAAAAAACAAAUAAAUAAACAAGCAAAAAAUAAAAUGAACAAAUAAAUAAAUAAAUAAAUAAAAAACAUAAAUUAUAAAUUAUUUUUGUUAAUAAUUUUAGGUAUAUGGAUAGAAUGUUUGAUAUCUCAAAAUAUCACAGUCGACGUGGAGAAUAUCAUUGUUGACGAAAGCAACGGAUUGCUUAUAGCAGCUAUUGUUUUGUUGACUAUCUUAUCUGUAAUCAUACUCAUAUUUGUUAUAUAUAACACAAUUAGAAAAUACAAAGCGAGAAUCUAAGGUUUGGAAAGAGAAUUCGUACAAUUGUCAGCAGAUAACAAAAAAUUCAAAUACUAAGAAAUGGAACAAGAAGUUUGA
Molecule: messenger RNA, 1794 nt
Organism: Tetrahymena thermophila SB210
Lineage: Eukaryota; Ciliophora; Oligohymenophorea; Hymenostomatida; Tetrahymenidae
Product: amine-terminal domain cyclin
Exons: 2
Source: RefSeq, a predicted model, not a curated record